Molecule: messenger RNA, 3612 nt
Organism: Symbiodinium necroappetens
Lineage: Eukaryota; Dinophyceae; Suessiales; Symbiodiniaceae
Source: the annotation of a GenBank genome assembly
AUGCUCGGCGACAUUCGGUCCAAGUGCUUCCUUCCAGAUUGCACCAGGUCCGGGAGAUUCGUUGGCCUAGGUCAUGACGCGGAGCACCCCAGCGAGGAGCCUGCCAAAGAGGCCGAGCCUGGAGCUUUCAGUGAAGCAGAGUGGUAUCGGCGUGCGGCUGCUGACUCCUGUGAAUCUGAGGAACCUGAUUCAUUCCAGAAGGUUUCCUUCGACAAUGAUGAUCCCGGGGGCAUAGGCUCCCCUGUGUCCGAUGCCUUUGAAGCCUCACUGCCAGUGCCUGUUUUCCAGCCUGACGAUACAGAGGAGGCCCAGCGCGAAAACUGCUCAGGGGAAGAGGAAGCGAAUGCUGAUGCCCAGAGGCGUGAGAAUGAUUCCUCCUCGGCCUCAGACUCAGACAGCAGUGAGAGCAGCUCCGACUCCGAUUCGUCGGGCGAUGAGAAUCUUCAACUUGCCGGGGCGCAUCAUGCUGCCCUCCGACCUAAGAUUGAGGGUAUGGCAAGCCUUCUUAAGUCCCAGGCCGCUUUCAAGGAGCGAGCAUUGGAAUGUGGGCUGACUGAGGCAGAACAUGAUGCCCUAGUGGCCCGUGGCGUCACUACACUUUCAGGUGCCGCUUAUGCUGUUUCCACACCGGGUGUUACACCCACCGAGGCGGCACUCAGAGGGCUUCUUGAUCCGAUUGCUCCCGAGGGUGUUAGUGUGGGGUCUCUUGCUGCCAUUCGUCGUCUUGUCUUUGAGAGCCAGACCCUUGCAAUUGCCGAAGUGAAGCUCGCCAUAGAAGGUACAGAUGGUGAGAAGCGCUCUGAGCUUGCUCCUGCCGAGCGUACCAGCCGGAUUGCUGCACAAAAGGCCCGCCUGUGUGGCUACGACCUCACAGGCACAAUGGAGGUCGCGCACUCGUGUUACACUUAUGUGAGCAUGAUUGAUGCUGACUCGCCCUUUUAUUUGGAACCACAUAAAUUCAUAACACGUGCGCAAGAGAUCUCACAUGAGCGACCGGGCAAAGAAAUUGUGCUUGAUGCCUCAAAGCUCACGGUUCGUGAUAAGUCUUCGUUUCAUCGCAUGCAGAUACAGAAUGAGUUGCAGCUUUCCCAAGCCUUCACUCGGCGCAGCCUUGCAUGCGACCUGAUGGGUGUGAUCACUUUUAGGGUGCAAGAGAAUUGGCACAAAUUUUUAAUGGACAGGCUUGCCGAAUCUCCUCCACCCAACUUCAGGAGGAUCUCGAUGGAGCAAGUACUCAGAGCUGACCGUCAGGCGUGGCAAAAGCUUGCUGAGAUCGUUCCUUCCAUCAAGAGGACCUCGGCCGGGGCCCUGCCGCUCGACGCUGCCUUUCCUACCCUGCCAACCGAGGGUUCGAUAUCCUUUUAUCUGUUGCCAACCAGGCUGCAGGAGCUCGACGACAAGCCCCCUCGUAAGCCUUGGAAAGGGAACGGCAAGGGUAAAGACCAGAAGGGCGAUCGGGGUACCAAGCGUGAUUCCGAGGGCAAGGAGAAGACACCUCCUGAACUCCCCGAUGCCCUUAAGGACAUGCCCUUACGCACCACGAGCAAGGGCAAGCGAAUGUGUUGGUCUUACAACAUCAAGGUUGACGACAGGGUUAUGCCAUCUCCUCCCAAGGAGGUGACCUUCGGCCAGCGUGUCGCUGGCAAAAGCUUGGAAUCGUUGGUCUUUAUCCAGGUUUUCGCUCGCGAAGGCCUUCAGCUCCUGUUGGGCAUGCUGAAACAGCAACCUGUUGUUGUGGUUGAUAAGAUAGUCUCGACCUCCUAUGCUGACAUUGCCAAGGAUCGCACUCAGGCCAUGAGGAAGUGGCUUCUUCGAGCUUGUGAAUUGAAGGAUCUGGAGCCUCCAUUUCCUACGCCUGAUCAUUGCCGUGCUGUUCUCAAGAACAAAUCCAUGCCGCUUUUCGCAGAGAUGCUUGAAGCUGCCAAUUACCCAGACAAGGAUUUGGUCAAGACUAUGUGCUCAGGAUUCGAUCUUCUUGGCCAGAUCCCUGCCUCAGGAGUUCUUCCCGAAAAGCACAUGGACGCGCUGCUCACCAUCGAUGAGGUUCGCAGCCUGACUCCCGAGGUUCGCAGUGCAAUUUUACAUCAGCGUGAUGAUGGCAAAGAUUUAGAAAUCUUGACUGCUGUGCACAAGCUUACCUUGGAGGAAAGGGACCGGGGCUGGCUUCGAGGCCCCCUUAAAUCCUCUGAGAUUCCGAGUGACUCCGUGGUUACCAGGCGGUUCGGAAUCAAACAAUCAAGCACCGAUGUUGACAAGGGAAAAGUGACCAAGAUCAGGCCUAUUGACGAUUACACGCAAUCGUUGGCUAACCUCACGUGCGGCUCCACAGAGACGAUCUCCCCCCAUGGGGUGGAUGUCAUAUGUGCUGGCAUUUCCUACAGGAUUCGUCGAGGCCGUCAACUUGGCCUCCGAGAGAGGCUGGUCAGUCGAGCCAUUGAUCUUCGCAAGGCAUAUAAGAAUCUCCCACUUUCCACUGCAGCGCUCCGCGAUUCUUAUUUGGCUGUGCUUAACCCUGCAACAUCUCAAUAUGAAUUCUUUCAGGCCUUGGUAUUGCCCUUCGGGGCCCGACCUGCUGUACAAGGGUUUUACAGGGUGGCUUCGGCCAUAUGGCACCUUGCCCUGGUUUUCUUCGAUCUUCAUUGGACGCAGUUCUAUGACGACUACUUCUUGAUAGCUGGGGAAUCGGAGAGUCCACAUAUCAACUUAAUCCAGGAGUCCUUUUACGCCCUUUUGGGCUGGGAAACGGCCUCCGAAAAGGACUGUGAGUUUGGGUUUGUCACCCGCGCGCUUGGAGUACAGAUCGAUCUUUCAGACUGCCAUUUUGGAUUGGUCAAAGUGAGCAACACGCUGUCGAGGCGACGCGAGCUUGAAAUUACCAUAAAUGACAUUCUUGCGAGCUCUUCGGUCUCUGGCUCAGUGCUUACUUCCCUUCGUGGUCGAUUGCUCUUUUGCGACAAUCAGAUUUUUGGCCGAAUGGCGAGCCUUCAGCUUCGGAUUCUCUCGAGCUAUUGUGAGCGCAGAGGACAAGUUCGCUUGAACGACCCGCUGAAGAAGGCCUUAAGCUUUCUGAGAGAUCAUGUUGCACUUGGCCCCGAGAGGAUUGUGCAUUGCUCAUUCCGAAAUUGCUUCCAUGUCUAUUCGGACGCUUCAUACGAGCCGAGUGGGGGUGGUGUUGGUGCCCUCGCCUACAACUCCCAAGGUCUGCUCUUGAGCUGGUUUGGUGAGGAGCUUUCGCAAGACGUGAUGACCAUUAUCAAUCCAGAGGAGAAGUGCACCCUCAUUUAUGAGCUGGAAACAUAUGCUGCAGUGAUGAGUCUUGUUCGGCUAGGUCGAUUGUGGCGGGAUGCGGAUGUGAUCCUCUUUCUUGAUAAUGAAGCCUCGCUGGCCACUCUCAUCAAUGGUAGAUCUGAUUCCCUUUUCGUCCAAAGACUCCUCAACACUCUUUUCGAGUGGGAAUGCGAAUCCAGAUGCAAUGUCUGGUUUGAACGCGUUCCCAGUGCUAGCAACCCAGCUGACGAUCCAUCAAGGCUUGUCUUUCCGAUGCAGCCAGGGCUUCGUGCAAGGCUUGACGCCAAGAGUGACUUCGUGCUUCACGCCGUCGGCCUCUCCUAG